Saprolegnia parasitica CBS 223.65 is the source of this 2796-nucleotide messenger RNA. RefSeq lists its product as hypothetical. The coding region runs from base 1 to 2796 and encodes 931 amino acids. The record is from RefSeq and is a predicted model, not a curated record. NCBI's taxonomy places the organism in Eukaryota, Oomycota, Saprolegniomycetes, Saprolegniales, Saprolegniaceae. The transcript is spliced from 2 exons.
AUGGACGUUGACGGCGUCGGCGGUCUCUCGCUCCUCGACGCCAAUGCAGACGUGAGCCCGUCGUGGCCGUCGUGCAACCAAUCUCCCGUGGCCUCGACGGCCCCGUGCAGCAUCAACGUGCUUUUCGCGAUCUCGCAGUGCCUCGACAAGUCCACAGCGCUCGUCUUCAAGCAGUGGAUGGACAAGCUCGUGGCCAGCGAAGACAAGUUCCUCACCGGCGGCAAGCCGUGCGACAUCACCUUCUCGACGGUCGUCCUCUCCGAGUGUGCGCCGCCGGCGGUGCCUGGGAGCGACGCCAAGGUCUACCUCCCGCGCGACGGUGCGUCGACCUUCCUCGCCACCGACGCCGCCCUGCAAAACGUGCUCGCGACCAAAGAGCUCAUCGACUUGUUCACGCCGUUUGGCGACGUCUACUGCAGCCUCAACGCCACGUCGCACUUGUCGCCGAGCGCGGUCGUGAGUCUCUUUGGCGACGCGAGAACCCACAAGGUCAUUACGGCGUACGAGCAAGAUCGCCGUAUUCAAACGGUGUUCAACUACCACGUGUGCAACGGCAAGGCCGCGUCGGCGUGCAGCGCGUGCCAUGCGGCCUUCGCCGACGACUCGGUGCUGCUUCUCGGCGCCGCCGACCUCUUCUCGCACAACCCGUUCAAGGCCGUCCAGAGCUUCCACUGCGCGAGCGCGCUCCCGAACGGGCUCCCGGUCAUCUCGCUCGGGAAGGACAAUGUCCGUCGCUGCCAUUGCAAGUGCCCCACCGGCUACGAAGACGUGACGCGCAACGGGCAGCGCAGCUGUGCGCCCAAGCCCAAGGAGGUCUGCGCGUGCUACUGGAGCAACCGGCGCUACAACUAUGACAUUACGACGGCGACCGGUACUUCGGCGUCGUCCUGUGCGAUCUCGUCGCUGUAUCCUGGCACGAUCCCUCGCAUUCCGUACCCGCGGAGCAACUACGUGGCCGAGACGCGCCGCAACGCUGGCGACAAGGACGACGGCAAGUCGGUCGAGGUCGGCGCGCCCUCGAUUCAGGUGACGGUCGCCAAACGAACGGCGGCCGCGCCGACCCCACUGACACUGUUUACGGCGCCGUAUGCAUGGGCGUACUUUGAGCAGCACCGGGAUGCGAUCACCAACAGCAUCGUCCUCGACACACCGGGUGUCUACAGCAUCACGAUGACCGCGAAAGGCUACCGCAGCGACGCCGACUGCCAAGUGUGCCUCGCGGUCGUCGACCGGUUCCGGCCCGUGAGCACGGCGCGGUGCCCCGCGCCGUUGUGCGAAAGCGGCAAGUGCGUCGGUGACGCGGUCGCCGCCUACUCGGCCGCCAACGUGGCCGCGGUCGACACUGUCCUCAAGCAGCAUCUCGCGUACAGUGCGAGCCCGAACUGGACAACGCAGCUGAAAGAGCUCUACCGCGAAUAUACGUGCGGCAACUCGUCGACGCCGGUCGCGCAGUGCGCGGGCACGGACGCGGGCUGCAAGACGACGCAGUGCCUCGCCGCGACGGGCGACACCUUCUUCGCAGCCAACGCGGCCGUGCAAGCCGGCUACAAGAAGGCGACCACCGACCUCAUUUCGCGUCUCUAUCCCACCCGCGGGUACGAGGCGACGUCGGAAGUGCACUUGCUGCUCGAGUGCACGGCGUACGGCGUCACGAACGAGGGCAAGUGCGCGCACGUGGCGGCGAUCGACGACCUCUUUGCUGUCACAUCGCAGCUCGCCGAUGUUAACGGCCUCCUCGCCGCGUCCGAGUCGGCGGCCAAGUACGUCUACUGGCGCUACCGCGUCAACGGCGGCGCGUGGCGCGGCUACAAGGAUGCGAGCGACGCGUCGCCGCUCCGGUUCGAAGUGCAAAAGUCGACCGUUGAGCUCGAAGCGUGGUCGCAGUGUGGUCUCGUCAAGAAGGUGCAGUUCGACGUCUAUCUCCACCUGAACCGCAAGGUCUGCGUCGCGGAUGCCUUCGAGAGCAUGUGGUACCAAUCCAGUAGCAAGUUUGACGGCACCGGCGCGCUCUGCAACGUUGCCGAGAGCGACUUUGCCGAGCUCACGUUCGACUAUGCGCCGUCCAUGGGCCUUCGCUGCGGCAGCAACGACACGCUGCCGUACGUCUCGUCAAGCGUCCUUUGCUCGGUGCAAUAUGCGGCGCGGUCGAGCGCGCUGCUGCUGAGCUCGUCCGCGUACAAUGCAUCCAUCCUCAAGCGCUUUGCGUUCCAAAUGCUCGCCGAGCCAACGACCAAGGCCGACACGACGUUUACGAUUGCGUGCACGUUUGCCUACGAAGGCUUCCAGACGCCCAACAUCUCGGUCGCGGUCUCAAAGACGUUUACGGUCAAGAACUGCGACAUGCCCGGGUGGGACUGCCCUUUUGGUGCGUGCUCGGACUCGUGCGUCGCUGGCAACAAGGGCGCGUACGCAACCAAGAAACCGGCGCCGUUCCAAGUGUGCCGCGGCACCGCCGUCUCGGCCACGGGUAAGGCGACCGUCGUGGCCUCGCUCAACCAAACGUGCUGCACCGCAUGCGGGCAGGCGCAAUGCCAAUCCCUUCUGGACGCGCCGAGCGACGACCAAGACGUCUUCCGCUGCGUCGUCACCGAGCCGAAAAUGCUCUCGGAGAGCGCCAAGCUGCUCGAAGACAGCCAUGAUGACAUGGUGCCCAGCGGCGCGACCGUGCUAGCCCUCUCGUGCAUGCUCCUCGCGAUGGGUCUCGUGCUCGUCGUCGUCGUCGGUCGCCGCCCGUCGCCGUCGGCGGACGCAGAUGCCAUCGCCGACUCCGCCUACUACCCUCUCCUCGACCACUAA